Messenger RNA from Fusarium pseudograminearum CS3096, 1677 nucleotides. RefSeq lists its product as uncharacterized. Gene Ontology annotation, biological process: positive regulation of transcription by RNA polymerase II. The transcript has a single exon. Gene Ontology annotation, molecular function: zinc ion binding; transcription cis-regulatory region binding; DNA-binding transcription factor activity, RNA polymerase II-specific. Gene Ontology annotation, cellular component: nucleus. Bases 1 to 1677 code for a protein of 558 amino acids. Lineage: Eukaryota; Fungi; Ascomycota; Sordariomycetes; Hypocreales; Nectriaceae. The record is from RefSeq and is a predicted model, not a curated record.
AUGCCCAGGCGAAGACCCCCUGGUAACCCUAAGCCUGUACAGCGUCGUACGCGUUCAGGAUGCCAGACAUGCCGUACCCGUAAGGUGAAAUGCGACGAAGCGAAGCCAGCAUGUCGAAAUUGCAUCACAAGGGGUGUGGAGUGCAAUAAUUCCAUUCAAUUAAAAUGGGAGUCCGAGUUUGCAGCGCGUGGUGCGUCGUUCGGCAGAGAGGGUGUUUGGGCAAAAGAGGAUAGACCAAGACAGCGAAACCCUGUUGCUCACUCGCCUACGCUUUUGGUUCUGCCUUCAAUUGAACCGAGGCACUUUAUCAAUACUUAUCAUAGCGACUUUACGGGAAACCCAAAUCUGGAAAAGAGUCUUGUUAGAGAGGCUAUGCAGCUUAGGGAGGAGGCUGCAUGUGGUGGAUCAACUGCUCUUACUCAUCGAUCUCCAUCAGCUUCGCCGAGUCUAAAACCAUCCAUAUCUUCUUUUCCUACCCUAAACACACAUCAACGAAACCUUUUUGAAUACUAUCUCCUCCGACUGUGUCCUCUCACAACACCAUCUUCACAACUUUCCUCUCCGUUUGCGAGUUUGGUUGCUCCUCUGUUCACAAAUUCUGGUCAAGACCUUCUCGUCCAAUCCGUUCUGGCAUUUGCUGCUCGUCACAGAAGUAUCAAAGAUCCGUCAUGGGAACGAUCAGCUAUGAGGAUGAAAGGCAACGCGCUUACUGGCCUUCUUAAAAAGGUUCGAUCUCCUGAUGUCACUGCAGACAUCAUCCUUGAUCCACAAGUCCCGGCAAUCAUGAUGUUCCUCUGUCUGUACGAAAUCAUUGACAACGGGGACUACCGCUGGGUGUUUCACCUCCGAGCGAGUCAGAACUUUAUGAGAAAACGACGGCAGCUUGCGCUUCCUUCCAGUGAUAACACCGGGUUUGGAAGUCUUGCCGUCUUCGCGGAGCGGUAUUUUGCCUUCCAGGAUGUCAUCAGCCGAACUGCUUGCGGAAACCCUCCCAUUUUCGGGUUGGAGUAUUGGCAAAGACCUGACCACAGAGAAGAUAUUGACGCCUGGAUGGGAUGCAGUCCAGCGAUGGCUUCUGUCAUCUUUAAGAUUACCGACCUUGCUCGAACAAGGAACAAAGAUCAGAGUAGCCAGAAGGAAUAUCAUCUUCAAGUUGAGGAUCUCGAAAAGGAACUUGCGUCGGUCAGCUCCAACAUUACUGCUGCCGAGACCAUGGACGAAAAUGUCCGACGAAGCGUCGAUCUGAAAAAGACUUCAGUGCAACUUUAUUUCCACUGUCUUCUCAGGGACGGAGAUCCCUCAACGCCACAAGUCGCGCGCCUUGUCACGGAGGUCUUACAGUCUAUCCACAGCCUCAUACAACGUGGCAGCGCAGCAGGACUAUCGUUUCCGUUAUUCGUUGCGGCCGUGCAGCUGGAUCCGCUACGAGAUGACGAGACAUUCUUCCAUGAAAUUCUGGGAACAUAUCUAUCUGGAAGACAGAUGGUUUUGGAGGUUCUGGAUGCCAUGGUCGAUUCGUCGUUAGCGAAUAUUGAGCGGACAAAGGCUGUCAUUCUCAAGGUCUGGAGGAUGAGGGACUUGCAUACUCAGAGCGAGUCUCCUUCUGUGGGUAUGGGGGAUGUUACUGAUUGGAGUUAUUUUGUAUCUCCGUUCACUCAGAACUUGAACUUGGCGUAG